This is a messenger RNA of Zeugodacus cucurbitae (melon fly), 453 nucleotides long. Its product is annotated as forkhead box protein fkh-2-like. NCBI's taxonomy places the organism in Eukaryota, Metazoa, Arthropoda, Insecta, Diptera, Tephritidae. Gene Ontology annotation, molecular function: DNA-binding transcription factor activity, RNA polymerase II-specific; RNA polymerase II cis-regulatory region sequence-specific DNA binding. The transcript has 2 exons. Gene Ontology annotation, biological process: cell differentiation; anatomical structure morphogenesis; regulation of transcription by RNA polymerase II. The record is from RefSeq and is a predicted model, not a curated record. The coding region runs from base 1 to 453 and encodes 150 amino acids.
AUGGCCCAACAUCUGGAUUCAAGCUUCUCCAUCCGAAAUUUGUUGGCAGGUCCUGAUGGUACAAAUCCAGCGCUGACACCACCACCAUCCGAUGGGUCUUUAUCGCCCAAUACCUCCAUGUUGUCGAACGGAGAUAAUAAUGGAAGUCGCCCGAACUUGACGUACAGUGCUUUGGUGACAAUGGCGAUACGAAGCAGUCCUGAAGGCAAACUGACGAAGGAGGAGCAAGGCUGGCAGAGCCAAAUACGGCAGACGCUAAGCACGAAUUCAUGCUUCCUUAAGGUGCCAAGAGCGUUGGACGACUCAGGACGUGGAAACUAUUGGGCGUUGAGUUCUGAAUUACCAGCAGUUCGUACUGCCAGUGUGGGAAAUGGUAGUGCGAUCGGAGCAUUGAUAAAUGGUGUACCACAUCCUCAGGCUCCAAAUGCGGUUUACUUCCCCACGCUCCACUAG